Messenger RNA from Callithrix jacchus (white-tufted-ear marmoset), 6697 nucleotides. RefSeq names its product PHD finger protein 20 (gene PHF20). Lineage: Eukaryota; Metazoa; Chordata; Mammalia; Primates; Cebidae. Gene Ontology annotation, biological process: regulation of transcription by RNA polymerase II. The record is from RefSeq and is a predicted model, not a curated record. Gene Ontology annotation, cellular component: NSL complex; MLL1 complex.
GCUUGUCAUUUGGAGCCAGUGGCGCGUCGUCCACUGUCGAGCUUUGAAACACCCUUGGAAAUAGUGGAGAAAAGCAAAAAAAGGUGGAAAAAAUAAACUUUGCUCCCCUUGGCAUGGGAUCAGCUUUUGUGCCCUGAAUUUAAUCAGCUCUUGUCAGUGUCGCUACCGUUUCUUCAAAAAUAUUCCCUUUCCUGAAUAUUACUGAAGAAUUGCUGGAAAAAAAAAAAAGACCCCUCCUCCCACCAAAAAAAGUCCCCCUUUCCCCUGCGACCUGGCUCCUCUCCCCUGAACUCUCCCAGAUGUCUGGUAAUUAGAGUGAAUUCGCCGCUUGUUCUUUAGUCAGUACUGUAAGGGGUUUCCUCCUAGAUGCUAGAAAAAACAAUGGAAAGAAGUCUUCAAAUCAAAAAUCUUACCGAAGCCUCUUAACAGUCUAAUGAUCGAGGGCGAAAAAGAUUCGAAAUGAGAUGUCUUGAUUCGAGUAGCUAGCUGCUCCAACACUGUGUGACCUUGGACAAGGAAAUUAACCUCAGAGCAGAUCUUUCAUUUCCUGAUUUAAAAGGCGACAUAUUCAGGCCUGGCUCCGUGGCCGACGCCAGUAAUUCCAGUACUUUGGGAGACCGAGGCGGGCGGAUCGCCUGAGGUCGGGAGUUCGAGACCUGCCUGACUAACAUGGAGACACCCCGUCUCUACUAAAAAUAACAUUAGCCGGGUGCAGUGGCGCAUGCCUGUAAUCCCAGUUACUUGGGAGGCUACUUGGAAGCCUGAGGCAGGAGAAUCGCUUGAAUUUAGGAGGCUGAGACUAUGGUGAGCCGAGAUCACACCCUUGCACUCCACCCUGAGCAACAGGAGCAAAACACCGGCUCAAGAAAAAAAAAGGAGAAUAAAGGCAGCCCCGUUGAUGACUGAAAAUGACAAAGCAUCCACCUAACAGACGAGGAAUCAGCUUUGAAGUGGGAGCCCAGUUGGAAGCCCGGGACCGUUUAAAAAACUGGUAUCCAGCUCACAUAGAAGACAUUGACUACGAGGAAGGAAAAGUUCUCAUCCAUUUCAAGCGUUGGAACCAUCGUUAUGACGAGUGGUUCUGCUGGGACAGUCCUUAUUUACGCCCUUUAGAGAAAAUACAGCUGAGGAAAGAGGGCUUGCAUGAAGAGGAUGGAUCUUCUGAAUUUCAAAUAAAUGAGCAGGUCCUUGCUUGCUGGUCUGAUUGUCGUUUUUACCCGGCCAAAGUCACUGCUGUUAACAAGGAUGGUACUUAUACUGUGAAAUUUUAUGAUGGAGUAGUUCAGACUGUCAAACAUAUUCAUGUCAAAGCUUUUUCCAAAGAUCAGAAUAUUGUGGGUAAUGCUAGGCCUAAAGAAACAGAUCACAAAAGUCUUUCAUCAUCUCCUGAUAAACGAGAGAGGUUUAAGGAACAGAGAAAAGCCACAGUGAAUGUGAAGAAAGACAAAGAAGAUAAACCCUUAAAGACAGAAAAGCGACCCAAGCAGCCUGAUAAAGAAGGAAAGUUGACCUGUUCUGAAAAGGGGAAAGUGUCAGAGAAAAGCCUUCCUAAGAACGAGAAGGAAGAUAAGGAAAACAUUUCAGAAAACGACAGGGAGUAUUCUGGAGAAGCCAAAGUGGAUAAGAAACCUGAAAAUGACAUUGUGAAGAGUCCACAAGAAAACUUGAGGGAACCCAAAAGAAAACGAGGCAGACCCCCUUCCAUAGCUCCUACUGCUGUGGAUUCAAACUCUCAAACUUUGCAACCAAUAACAUUGGAAUUGAGAAGACGGAAAAUAUCAAAAGGAUGUGAAGUCCCAUUAAAACGUCCUCGGGUUGACAAAAAUUCAUCCCAGGAAAAGUCAAAAAACUACUCGGAAAACACUGACAAAGACUUAUCGAGGAGACGUUCCUCCAGGCUGUCCACUAAUGGGACCCAUGAGAUCCUAGAUCCUGACUUGGUUGUAUCAGAUUUGGUUGAUACGGAUCCUUUGCAAGAUACGUUGUCUAGUACCAAGGAAUCUGAAAAAGGUCAAUUGAAGUCUGUUUUGGAGGCUGGCCAGGUCUCAUCUGCGCUGACUUGCCACUCCUUUGGGGAUGGAUCUGGGGCUGCAGGCUUGGAGUUGAACUGUCCGUCAGUGGGAGAAAACACUAUGAAAACGGAACCAACCUCUCCCCUUGUGGAAUUACAGGAUAUUUCAACUGUGGAAGUAACAAAUACUUUUAAGAAAACAGAUGAUUUUGUGUCAUCUAAUGCGCCAGCUGUCGACCUAGACCACAAAUUUAGAUGCAAGGUUGUGGACUGUUUAAAAUUUUUCCGCAAAGCCAAACUGUUGCACUAUCACAUGAAAUACUUCCAUGGAAUGGAGAAGUCACUGGAGCCAGAGGAGAGCCCGGGAAAGAGGCAUGUCCAAAGCAGGGGCCCUUCAGCUUCAGACAAGCCCAGCCAAGAGACACUGACCAGGAAGCGGGUCUCUGCCAGUUCCCCAACUGCAAAAGACAAGGAAAAGAAUAAAGAAAAGAAAUUCAAAGAGUUUGUGAGAGUGAAGCCAAAGAAGAAAAAGAAAAAGAAAAAGAAAACCAAACCUGAAUGCCCCUGCAGUGAAGAGAUCAGUGACACCUCCCAGGAACCUUCUCCCCCUAAGGCAUUUGCUGUUACCAGGUGUGGGUCCUCACACAAGCCAGGUGUCCAUAUGAGCCCGCAGCUCCAUGGCCCAGAAUCUGGACACCAAAAAGGGAAAGCGAAAGCAUUAGAGGAGGAUAAUUUGAGUGAGUCCUCUUCUGAGAGCUUUCUCUGGAGCGAUGAUGAGUACGGCCAAGAUGUGGAUGUGACCACCAAUCCAGAAGAGGAACUUGAUGGGGAUGACCGCUAUGACCUUGAGGUGGUCCGUUGCAUCUGUGAGGUCCAGGAAGAAAAUGACUUCAUGAUUCAGUGUGAAGAGUGCCAGUGCUGGCAGCAUGGGGUCUGCAUGGGAUUACUGGAAGACAAUGUGCCCGAGAAAUACACCUGUUAUGUUUGCCAAGACCCUCCAGGUCAGAGGCCUGGCUUCAAGUACUGGUAUGACAAGGAGUGGCUCAGCAGGGGACAUAUGCAUGGCCUGGCAUUUCUAGAAGAGAACUACUCCCAUCAAAAUGCCAAGAAGAUCGUGGCCACCCACCAGCUUCUUGGUGACGUGCAGAGAGUGAUUGAGGUUCUGCAUGGCCUGCAGCUCAAGAUGAGCAUCUUGCAAAGCCGGGAGCAUCCUGAUCUGCAGCUGUGGUGCCAGCCUUGGAAACAGCACUCAGGGGAGGAGAGAUCUCAUUCCAAAAACAUCCCUAUUACUGACACCAGGAGCAAGGAGGAAGCCCCAAGCUAUAGAACUUUGAACGGGGCAAUGGAGAAGCCCAGGCCCCUGGCCUUGUCCCUGCCGCGUUCUGUGGAGGAGUCCUACAUCACCAGUGAGCACUGCUACCAGAAGCCCCGCGCCUAUUACCCUGCUGUGGAGCAGAAGCUGGUGGUGGAGACAAGGGGCUCUGCCCUCGACGAUGAGGUCAACCCCCUCCAUGAGAAUGGCGAUGAUUCCCUCUCCCCGCGCCUGGGUUGGCCUCUAGACCAAGACAGGAGCAGGGCGGACAGUGACCCCAAACCCAGCUCCCCAAAGGUGAAGGAAUAUGUCUCCAAAAAGGCCCUACUAGAGGAAGCUCCUGCUCGGAAGCUGCUGGACAGAGGCGGAGAGGGGCUGCUGAGCUCCCAGCACCAGUGGCAGUUUAACCUGCUGACCCACGUGGAAUCUCUUCAGGAUGAAGUCACACACAGGAUGGACUCCAUUGAGAAGGAGCUAGACGUGUUGGAGAGCUGGCUGGACUACACUGGGGAACUGGAGCCCCCAGAGCCGCUGGCCAGGCUUCCACAGCUCAAGCAUUGCAUCAAGCAGCUGCUGACGGACCUCGGCAAGGUGCAGCAGAUCGCCCUCUGCUGCUCAACAUGAAACUGGGCACCCAAAACUCAUGGGGGCACAAUCCUGGGGCACCCGCAGGUGGAGCUUCGCAUAUUUAAAUAAAUAAACCUAGCAUGCUGAAUGCACGUGACACCGACUGACUUCAGGGAUCUGGGCUAGGAAUGUGAUGGACAUUGGACAAAGAGGCCAUUUUGGCUGCUGGAAGACACUCUGAUCUUGAAGCCUACCAGAAAGGUAGCAAAUAGACUCUUGGGAUUCCCUUCUUCUGUGCACAUCGUUGAAUGAAGAGAGUCUUUUUGCACAAACUUCACUUGAAAUCGUGCCACUGAUGAUAAAUGGAAUGAGAGCCAAAAAAGUUUAGUUGGAGACAGUUGUAAAUUCAAUUUGCAGUUUAUUUAAUUGACUUUUCUGUCAGGUUGGGGCACAUGCCAGCUCCCUGGUUUCUGCCUGGCAUGGUGUUUAGGCAGCAGACAUCAUUUUCCUUUUCUAGCUUCAUGGGAAUGUUGUGACCUCACCAUGCUCUGGAGGUUGGGAAGGAGCAGAGUCUUGGCUGCCCUGCUUUCUCCUUAGGACUCUUCACUUUUCUCACCACAUCUCUUGCAUGAAUUCAUGGUACUGGGGACAAGUUUGUAUGCUUUUACCCCAGAGCUGGCUGGGUUAUGGCUUUUGUAGCAGAGCCCAUACAGCCUAUGGAAGAACUAGAAUCCCACAGUAAUAAGAAUCUAGGAAGAAUUCCAAACUGCAGCAGGCAGGGUCUGGAACCCAAAGGACGGCAUUUUCUAUCCACUUCUUAAUAUUGACAGCUUCCCAGUUUUUAUUUAAUGUCCAAAAAAAUGUUUCCCAAAAUUUUGAACUCUUUCACUGUAAAGAUUUGUUAAAAGAAUGUGGUUUGGGGAGUUACCUUAUUUUAUAUUGUUGUAAACAGACUUCAGAUUCUAUAUGUGCCGCCUUUCUCCUUCCUGAAGGGUAUGUUGAGUAGUCAGUGUUUUCCGAAUUGUUUUGUUACUGUGUUUUCACAUUUUAAAUUCCCUGUUUGUAUUAUUUUGUGAGAUCAAGGUGAUUAUGCUGCUUAAGGUCCAGGCACAACCUAUUUGUACCUUUUGAGACAACAUUUGUGUUACUUUUGCAGGUUAUGUUUCCACAUAUAAUUGCUGUAUUUUGUUUUGUUUUUCCUUACUAGGCAAAGUUAAAAUAUUCCAUGCUUUGAGGAGUGACCCAUUUCACUACUUUGUUUUCUUAUCACUAUAAGGCAGAAAUCAAAGCACAGUUGUCCAUUAACACUUAGAAAUUAAUUAUGGGUUUAUGAGUCUGUAAUGUUAUAUUGCUGCAAACAUUUACUAUGUAAACGUGAAGUAGCCAAUAAUAUCUCAAUCGUAGUAACAGUAUCUUUAGUGACCUUUGGAAUAGUUAAGCACAGGUCAUUGUGGUCAUGAAUUCAGGCCUCUGUACUAAGAUCUAUUUCAGGGAAUGCUCUGUCUAGUGAUUUGCUCAUCAUUUGAUACAUAAUGAAUUAUAGGACAAGUAUAAGCUGAUCUGCUAUAGCUGAUCCAUCAGCGAGAAUACAUGUGGCUACACGUCUGUAACAAAACUGACAAUUCCUCUACAAGAGGCUGUUUCUCACUGCGGAUGUUGGUGUUUCUGUGCGGGAAGAAAUGCACAGAUGUGCACGGCAUGUGCGUUCAGACAGCUGCAUUGUUCGAAUUCUGUGAUGCAGUCUGAAAAGGGAAGAAACAGGAUGGCCUUCUGUAGCCACAACUGUGAGGUGUGAUGAUUGUUAUAUUAUUAGAUUACUGAUUGUUCUUUUCUGAAGAUACAUUUGAGUUUUAAUCACAUCUGCGGAAGCUGUAACUUUUAAAGUAGUCAAUUUCAUGUCUUCUUCAAUGAUGGAAGCAGAAACUGAAUUACCCUAAUUUUGCCGACUGGCCAUUAUUGGGUUUAUCGUUUAAUUUUUAGUAAAGGAAGUUAACCCAUUUCACUCAUUGUGACUUUUGUUCUUAGGGAAGCAGAGAAGUCUCCCCAAGUUCUUGUAACCUCAGUGUGCUUCCCUAAUUUAAAGCCAUGUUGAGGGGCUCCAUUACCAAUUCCUAGGUCAAGGUGAAUUAACCCUAAGUUGGAGCACUGGAAACCGUUAUUUGCAAACAUUGCUGUUACAAUUUAGAAAUAUGUGCACUACCGGCCGGGCGCGAUGGCUUACACCUGUAAUCCCGGCACUUGGGAGGCCCAGGCAGGUGGAUCACCUGAGGUCAGGAGUCCAAGACCAGACUGGCCAACAUGGUGAAACCCCGUCUCUACUAAAAAUACAAAAAUUAGCUGGGCGCGGUGGCAGUCGCCUGUAAUCUCAGCUACUCGGGAGGCUGAGGCAGGAGAAUUGCUGGAACCCGGAGGCGGAAGUUGCAAUGAGCUGAGAUCACACCACUGCACUCUAGCCUGGGUGACAACAGCAAGACUCUGUCUCAAAAAAAAAAAAAAAAAAAGAAAAGAAAAAAAAGAAAUAUGUGCACUACCUAAGUUUUGUCUUUUGAGAAAAACUAUCCACCUAUAAAAAAUUACCUUGACAAAAAUAGUUCCGGUUUGACUAAUCAUUUUGUUCUUUGAGUGGUAAGUGUAUGCAAGGUGGAUCCUUGAUGAGCCAACAUUGCACUGUGGAUACAUAUCUAUGUUUACGCGCUAUUAGAACAGAAGGCGCUGUAUAUAGAAGUGUUGCUUUGAAGCAAUAUUUGCAAAACACGCAAACUUCUGUAUCUGUAUUUGGAAAAAAAUAAAACAGGUUCUUGUUGCUA